Jaculus jaculus (lesser Egyptian jerboa) is the source of this 1524-nucleotide messenger RNA. It is a transcript of the gene Spam1, whose product is annotated as sperm adhesion molecule 1. The record is from RefSeq and is a predicted model, not a curated record. Gene Ontology annotation, molecular function: hyalurononglucosaminidase activity. NCBI's taxonomy places the organism in Eukaryota, Metazoa, Chordata, Mammalia, Rodentia, Dipodidae. The transcript has 3 exons. Gene Ontology annotation, biological process: hyaluronan catabolic process; fusion of sperm to egg plasma membrane involved in single fertilization; carbohydrate metabolic process. Gene Ontology annotation, cellular component: acrosomal vesicle. The coding region runs from base 1 to 1524 and encodes 507 amino acids.
AUGGGACUGUUGAGCUUUCUUGAGAGCCUUGUUGAGUCUAGUGGAGUGUACCAGGCUGUGUUAGUCUUCUUGCUGAUUCCAUGGUGCAUGACUCAGGAUGUAAGGGAAUCCCCAGUAAUCCCAAACACACCUUUCCUCUGGGCCUGGAAUGUUCCAUCGGACAUUUGUACCACAUCUUUUAAUGACUCAGUAGAUCUGAAAAUUUUCUCUUUAAUAGGAAGCCCUCGACAAACAGCGAAAGGGAGAGGUGUCAUAAUAUUUUAUACUGAUCGUCUUGGCUACUAUCCUCACAUAGACCACUCACAACGUAUCGUGCAUGGAGGAGUCCCCCAGGCGGGGUCUUUACAAGACCAUCUGAACAAAGCCAGGACAGACAUUGAAAAGUAUAUUCCAGUAGAUGACUUGGGCAUGGCAGUCAUUGACUGGGAAGACUGGAGGCCCACCUGGUUAAGAAACUGGAAACCUAAGGAUAAUUACAGGAAUAAGUCUAUUGAGAUAGUCCAGCAACGAAACCCACAGCUUAGUUUUGCAGAUGCCAGCAAGUUAGCCAAGGAAGAAUUUGAAAGGGCAGGAAGGAGUUUUAUGGAAGAGACUCUAAAACUGGGAGUAUCACUUCGGCCAAAGCGCUUAUGGGGUUAUUAUCUUUUUCCUGAUUGUUAUAACAAUAAGUUUAAUGACCCCAAUUACAAUGGGUUUUGCCCUGAUGUAGAAAAGAAAAGAAAUGAUGCUCUCGGCUGGAUGUGGAAUGAAAGCACUGCCCUUUACCCAUCCAUCUAUUUGAAAUAUGACCUGAAGUCAAAUCGACAAGCUGCACUCUAUGUGCGCAGCCGAGUACAGGAGGCCAUCAGGGUGUCUAGAGUGCGCGACCCUAGAAAUCCGAUUCCAGUGUUUGUUUAUACUCGCCUUGCUUUUACUGACAUAACUUCUGAAUACCUUGGUCAGGAAGACCUUGUGAAUACAAUUGGUGAAACCAUUGCUGUGGGUGCCUCUGGAAUGGUAGUAUGGGCAACUGCGAAUUUAGCACGAAGUUUGGCCGCUUGUGCAAAACUUCAUGAUUAUAUGACAACUACCUUUACUCCUUACUUAAUCAAUUCCACCUUAGCAUACAAAAUGUGCAAUCAAGUGCUUUGUGACGAUGAAGGUGUGUGUGUAAGGAAAGACUGGAAUUCGGAUGACUAUCUUCACUUGAGCCCACAGAGUUUUAACAUUGAAUACAUGAAAGAUGGAAUUUUCCGAGUGAAUGGAGCGCCUUCUUAUAAAGAUCUGGAGUAUUUUGCAGACAAAUUUUAUUGCAGAUGUUUUGCCAAUAGAACAUGUAAAACUAAUAAUGAUGGCAUGAACAGUGUGCGUUAUAUUAAUGUAUGUACUCCUGGAGGUGUUUGUAUACAAACAGAACCCAACCCAGCCUUCUACCUCACACUUGACAAAAGCCUUCUCUUGCUGACAGCAUUGAUCCAUGCAUUACAGCAUGGGUCACAGUACCUCCACAUUUUCUUAGGAAUGACAUCAGUGGAUGCCUCUUAG